This is a messenger RNA of Danio aesculapii, 7340 nucleotides long. RefSeq names its product chromodomain helicase DNA binding protein 4b (gene chd4b). Gene Ontology annotation, molecular function: DNA binding; ATP binding; histone binding. NCBI's taxonomy places the organism in Eukaryota, Metazoa, Chordata, Actinopteri, Cypriniformes, Danionidae. The record is from RefSeq and is a predicted model, not a curated record. Gene Ontology annotation, cellular component: chromatin; NuRD complex; nucleus. Gene Ontology annotation, biological process: chromatin remodeling; negative regulation of transcription by RNA polymerase II.
AUGAUUAUUAUGGUCUGUAGGUUGCGAGGUAACUAUGCAGAGUUGAGUGAGUGUUGUAGGGAGGGGGCAGUGUGCCUGGGAUUAUUAUGGGAUGUCUCUACCCCCCCUGAUUUCUUUGUGUGUACGAGGAUGUUCGCUUCUGGUCACUGACGCUGGGGAAAGGGGAGAAGAGUGGACGACGUCUCCCAAAGAUUUACACCUUUUCGGAGCUUGUUUUUUAUUUUUUGUAGUGGUAGGUAGAAACCUGCAGCUUUCGCGUCAGAAUAAAAGCUGAUCGUAGCGCCGACCAUCUACACCUUGGACUGACCUCGCCCGAACGGGAAAAUGUCGGGGAGUGAAGACGACCGGGACCGUUUUGAACCCAUAAGAGACGAUGUCGAAGAACAAAUAUCAGAAACAGAUACUCCCAAAUCCAAAAAGAAGAAAAAAGCAAAGAAGAGUCGUGAAAGCAGGACUAGCAAACGACAGAAAGUCCUCAGAGAGGAAAUCGCUGUCAGCUCUCCUGAAGUCAUGGAAGCAAUUCGCAUGGCAGAAGGUGAGGAAGAGGAGGACAGAGUGAUGCGUUCUGAAAGCGAAGGAAGUGACUACGCCCCGAGCAAGAAGAAGAAAAAGAGAUCCAGCUCAUCAAAGGACAGGAAGAAAGGUUCAGCAGGAGAAAAGGCUGGUGGCUCUGGAGGAAAAAGCAAACGUAAGGAGCCAGAGCCAGAGGAGGAUGAUGAUGACGACGAAGAUGAUGGACAGGAGCCCAAAUCUUCCUCUCAGCUAUUAGCAGACUGGGGAAUGAAAGACAUUGACUACACCUUUACCCAGGAGGACUACACCUCUCUCACCAAUUACAAAGCUUUCAGUCAGUUUGUCAGGCCUCUAAUUGCUGCUAAGAACCCUAAGAUCGCUGUGUCAAAGAUGAUGAUGGUUUUGGGAGCUAAGUGGCGGGAGUUCAGCACUAAUAAUCCAAUGCGAGGCUCGGCGAGUGCCAACGCAGCCCUGGCAGCUGCCAAUGUAGCUGCUGCAGUGGAGAGUAUGGUGACCAAGGUGGAUGCAGGAGGAGGAGGAGGGGCAUUGGCUGCAGCCCCGCCCACGCCAACAGCAGCUCCUGCUACUGCACCACCCCCACCCCCACCCCAGCAACCCCCAGCAGUCCCACUGCGGAAAGCCAAGACCAAAGAGGGCAAAGGCCCAAAUGCACGUAGAAAGACCAAGCCUACCCCAAAGCCCCAGGACAAAAAGUCUAAAGCGAAGAAAGUGGCACCGCUCAAGAUUAAACUGGGCAAUUUUAAAAGAAAGCGUUCAUCUAGCGGUGAGGAUGAUGAUGGCGAGAGUGAUUUUGACAGUUUUUCUGUAAGCGAUGGAUCCAACAGUCGAAGCAGCCGCUCCAAGAAUAAGAAAGCCAAGAGCUCCAAAAAGAAGAAGAAGAUGGAUGAGGAUGCUGACGGCUAUGAAACCGAUCAUCAGGAUUAUUGUGAGGUUUGUCAGCAGGGAGGUGAGAUCAUUCUGUGUGACACCUGUCCCAGAGCCUAUCACAUGGUGUGUCUGGAUCCUGACAUGGAGAGAGCACCAGAGGGUACCUGGAGCUGCCCCCACUGCGAGAAGGAGGGCAUUCAAUGGGAGGCUCGCGAGGAGAGUUCUGAGGGCGAGGAGGAGAACGAUGAUGGAAGGAGGGAUGAUGGGGAGGUGGAAGAGGAGGACGAUCACCAUAUGGAAUUUUGCCGUGUGUGCAAGGAUGGAGGAGAGCUGCUUUGCUGUGACACGUGUCCCUCUUCCUACCACUUGCACUGUCUCAAUCCGCCCCUGCCAGACAUCCCCAAUGGAGAGUGGAUUUGCCCACGCUGCCUAAGUCCUCCACUGAAGGGCAAAGUCCAGAAAGUUCUGACCUGGCGCUGGGGUGAAGCACCUCCACCCAUGCCCGUGCCCCGCCCUGCAGACCUUCCAGCCGAGGCUCCAGAUCCUCCACCUAUGAUUGGUCGGAAGGAGAGGGAGUUCUUUGUAAAGUGGUGCAACAAGUCCUACUGGCACUGUUCCUGGGUCCAGGAAUUACAGUUGGAGCUGAACUGUCAGGUAAUGUUCCGUAACUACCAGAGAAAGACAGAUAUGGAGGAGCCCCCCAAUCUAGAGAUGGGUGCUGAGGGAGACGAGGAUAAGAGCUGUAAAAGGAAGAAUAAAGAUCCCUUCUAUGCCCGUAUGGAGGACAAAUAUGGGCGCUUUGGGGUAAAGAUAGAGUGGCUCUUCAUUCACCGCGUCUUAAACCACAGUGUGGAUAAGAAGAACAACGUCCACUAUCUGAUCAAAUGGAGAGAUCUGCCGUAUGAUCAGUCAACCUGGGAGUCCGAAGACAUGGAUGUACCAGACUUUGAGACGUACAAGCAACAUUACUGGAACCACAGGGAGCUGAUGCUCGGAGAAGAGGGCAGGCCAGGUAAAAAGAUGAAGAAGGUGAAAGUGAGGAAGACUGAGAGGCCUCCUGCCAAUCCUGUGGUUGAUCCCACUAUAAAGUUUGAUAGGCAGCCGGAUUAUCUGGACUCCACAGGCGGUACGCUUCACCCAUACCAGCUGGAGGGUUUGAACUGGCUGCGUUUUUCUUGGGCUCAGGGCACAGACACCAUCUUGGCAGAUGAAAUGGGUCUUGGAAAGACCGUUCAGACGGCUGUCUUCCUCUACUCGCUUUACAAAGAGGGUCACUCGAAGGGUCCGUUCCUUGUCAGUGCACCUCUGUCCACCAUUAUUAACUGGGAGAGGGAGUUCGAAAUGUGGGCUCCUGACAUGUACGUGGUCACUUAUGUGGGUGAUAAAGACAGCAGAGCGGUCAUACGAGAGAAUGAAUUCACCUUUGAGGACAAUGCCAUCCGCGGUGGGAAAAAAGCCUCCAAAAUGAAGAAAGAGGCUGCUGUGAAGUUUCAUGUGCUGCUGACAUCCUAUGAGCUCAUCACCAUCGAUCAAGCCAUCCUGGGCUCUAUGACUGGGCCUGUCUUGUGGUAGAUUGAAGCACACAGACUGAAAAAUAACAGUCAAAGUUCUUUCGUGGUGUUGAAUCAACUACCCUCUUCAGCAUAAGCUGCGUUGACCGGCACACCUUUACAGAACAACUUGGAGGAGCUCUUCCAUCUGCUCAACUUCCUCACACCUGAGAGGUUCAAUAAUCUGGAAGGCUUCUUGGAGGAGUUUGCUGACAUUGCUAAAGAGGAUCAAAUUAAGAAACUGCACGACAUGUUGGGUCCACACAUGCUCAGAAGACUCAAAGCAGACGUCUUCAAGCACAUGCCCUCAAAAACGGAACUCAUUGUGCGUGUGGAGCUCAGUCCUAUGCAGAAGAAGUACUAUAAGUACAUCCUGACACGCAACUUUGAAGCUCUGAACACCCGUGGUGGAGGAAAUCAGGUGUCUCUGCUCAAUGUGGUUAUGGACCUGAAGAAGUGCUGUAACCACCCCUACCUCUUCCCCACAGCUGCUACUGAAGCUCCUAAAAUGCCCAACGGCAUGUAUGAUGGCAGUGCCCUCACAAAGGCUUCUGGGAAACUAAUGCUUCUGUUUAAGAUGCUGAAAAAACUGAAGGAGGGUGGACACAGAGUGCUUAUAUUCUCACAGAUGACCAAAAUGUUGGAUCUGCUGGAAGACUUUUUGGAGAAUGAGGGAUACAAGUAUGAAAGAAUAGACGGAGGAGUGACUGGAGGAAUGAGACAAGAAGCCAUUGACCGAUUUAAUGCUCCUGGUGCUCCCCAGUUUGUCUUUCUCCUGUCUACCAGAGCGGGAGGUUUGGGUAUCAAUUUGGCAACUGCCGACACUGUCAUCAUCUACGACUCUGACUGGAACCCGCAUAAUGACAUCCAGGCAUUUAGCAGGGCUCAUCGUAUUGGUCAGAACAAGAAGGUGAUGAUCUAUCGAUUUGUCACUAAAGCAUCUGUAGAGGAGAGAAUUACACAGGUGGCAAAGAAGAAGAUGAUGUUGACCCAUCUGGUGGUGCGGCCCGGUCUGGGCUCCAAGGCAGGAUCCAUGUCCAAACAAGAGUUGGAUGACAUCUUGAAGUUCGGCACAGAACAGCUUUUCAAAGAUGAACUCGGGGAGGGUGACAAUAAAGAAGAAGACAGCAGUGUGAUUCACUAUGAUGACAAGGCGAUUGAUCGCUUGUUGGAUCGAAACCAAGACGCAACGGAGGACACAGAACUGCAGAGUAUGAAUGAAUACUUGAGCUCCUUUAAAGUGGCCCAGUAUGUGGUCAAAGAUGAGGAUGAGGAGGAGGAGGAUGUGGAUAGAGAGAUCAUUAAGCAGGAGGAGAGUGUAGAUCCUGAUUACUGGGAGAAACUGCUGCGGCAUCAUUACGAGCAGCAGCAGGAAGAUCUCGCUCGUCAUCUGGGCAAAGGCAAACGGCCACGCAAACCUGUAAACUACAACGACUGUUCACAGGAGGACAGAGGUAGUAGACGGGACUGGCAGGAUGAUCAGUCUGAUAACCAAUCAGAUUACUCUGUGGCUUCAGAAGAGGGUGAUGAGGACUUUGAUGAACGAUCUGAAGCCGCAAACUCUCGAAGACCUAGUCGCAAAGGCUUGAGGAAUGACAAAGACAAACCCCUGCCUCCCCUACUGGCCAGAGUGGGAGGAAACAUUGAGGUGCUGGGCUUCAAUGCCCGACAGAGGAAGGCCUUCCUGAAUGCAGUGAUGCGUUAUGGGAUGCCUCCUCAGGAUGCUUUCACCACUCAGUGGCUCGUUCGAGACCUACGAGGCAAAUCAGAGAAAGAGUUCAAGGCAUACGUGUCCCUCUUUAUGCGUCAUCUGUGUGAACCAGGCGCUGACGGAGCAGAAACAUUUGCUGAUGGUGUUCCUCGUGAAGGACUUUCACGACAACACGUUCUCACACGCAUUGGUGUCAUGUCACUUAUUCGCAAGAAGGUUCAGGAGUUUGAGCAUGUCAAUGGUCAGUGGUCAAUGCCCUGGAUGAAAGAACUGGAAGAAAGCAAGAGGGCAGCGGCCAUUGCAGCAGGAGAAGAUCCCAAAACGCCCUCUACUGGGACGCCUGCAGAUACACAGCCUAACACACCAGCACCUGAAGAUCUUUCCAAGACCGAAGACAUUAAAGAGCUGGAGGAGAAGACUGAGGGAGACAGAGAGAAGGAGACGAAAGGCUCCAGACAGGAGGAUGAAAUCUUUGAGAUUCCAGACGAAGGUGAGAAAUCCCCCAGUUCUGCAAAAAAAGAGGAGAAAACUGAAAAGGAGAGCGAAACCUCUUCAGAUAAGGACGGAGGGAGCAGAGAAAAUGAAAAAGAUGGAGAGAAAGAGAAAUCCGCCGAAUUGAAGGAAAACAUGUCUUCAGAUGUCAAAGCUGAUGGUUCAGAUGCCACAAACAGUGGAGAUUCAACAAAAACCAAAGAAGACUCUUCUGAAGAAAAAAUGGACACUAGUCCAGCCAGCGAUGAAAAGAAAGAGCUGAAAGAGAAGGACGGAGUGAAAUCCGAGGACUCCGCAAAGCUGCAGAAUGGAGAGAAUGCCAAAGAGACAAGCGGAGGAGGGGAUGGAGUGAGUGAGGAGAAAAAGAAAGCGGUGAAGCAGAGGUUCAUGUUUAACAUCGCUGAUGGAGGUUUCACAGAGCUGCACUCUCUCUGGCAGAAUGAAGAGAGAGCCGCUACAGUCACCAAGAAGACUUAUGAGAUCUGGCAUCGUCGCCAUGACUACUGGCUCCUGGCUGGGAUCAUAUUCCAUGGUUAUGCCCGCUGGCAGGAUGUGCAGAAUGACCCGAGGUUCGCCAUCCUCAAUGAGCCAUUUAAGGGAGAAAUGAGCCGAGGGAACUUCCUCGAGAUUAAAAACAAGUUUCUUGCUCGCAGGUUUAAGCUGUUGGAACAGGCUCUGGUGAUCGAGGAGCAGCUCAGACGUGCUGCGUAUCUAAACAUGACUGAAGAUCCUUCUCACCCCUCAAUGGCACUAAACACGCGCUUCAGUGAGGUGGAGUGUCUGGCAGAGUCACACCAACAUCUCAGCAAGGAGUCUAUGUCCGGAAACAAGCCUGCUAAUGCAGUUCUACACAAAGUUCUCAAACAACUGGAGGAGCUUCUCAGUGACAUGAAGGCAGAUGUGACUCGACUGCCAGCAACCAUCGCUCGAAUACCACCCGUCGCUGUGCGGCUGCAGAUGUCAGAAAGAAGCAUCCUUAGCCGGCUGGCCAGCAGAGGACCCGAGGUCACGCAGACGCAGGCGCAACGCUGAUGACCCACCCGUACCUCACAUUAUUCACCAUGAGGAUUCAUCUCACACACAUAUAGACGUGCACCUGGCUCAGGUGAUCAGAUGCGUUGUAUAUAUCUGAAAUAAGUUCAAGCUGCCCUCAUUUAGUAUGGACCGAAUGAGAGUGGAGCGGUUCUUUGCUAACACACUGUGGUUACCUUACUUUCCCGUAAAACUCAAUUUAGAGUCAUUCCACCCUUUUCUGUUUAAAAAAUCUUGUGAACACACACACACUUGCCCACCUGAAAGAUGCAAACAUGUGUCACUCAAAUUAUUCUCCAUAAAAAUCCAGUUCAGGUUUUCCAAGUCACCUAGUCUGCAGUGUAGAAGUAAAAGCAGGGCAAUGUUGAAGAGCAGAUGUGGAUUGUUUGCUUUGCGUGGAUUGGAUUUUUGCAGUGAGGAUUUUUUUUUCCUCCUCAGGUGUGUAUUUUGUUGUAAUUCACACAAGUUGAAUCACUGCUUGUUUUUUGUGCAUUUCCACAAUCAUGUUCCAAGCUUGAAUUUCAGAUGUGUUUUUGAAUCUUGAACCUAAAAUCAUGUGGUUUCCAUCUCGUAAUACUGUAAGUACCAUCAAGCAGAAGUUGAAGGUUUAUGCUGAUGUAAAUGCAGAUCCCCGUCCCAAAUGCCACCAUGAGACAUAGUCCACAUGUAAGUACAGAUAGACUAAGGUAAUAGUCCACUGAUGCAUCUUCUCCAAAAAUAAUGAACACAAAAUCAAUCUUUUGAAAUCAAAAAUGUUAAAUAGGACACCCUAUAGUCUUAGGAACUUCAACAUGUAUUUGGGACAGGGCCACAGCUCAUGUAAGGCCAUGAAAUGACCUUUCAUCCUUUAGAUUUAAAAUAUAUAUUAUAAUGAAGAUUUUUCCAGAACUGCUGCUUUAAGAAGAGUUGAGUUCUAUGUUCACCAUUGUUUAUUAAUUCUGUGCUUGUAAAGAUGUCCCAUUACCUCUCCCAAACGACUCUUGGGUAAUGUAAUUGGAGAGUGCGCCACGGUUUCUUCUUCCUAUAAGACAAAUCCCACUAGCACAGGUGAAAAACAUACAGCUGUUAAUUUAACGUCUAAUUUUACACUUUCGGAAGAUUUGAAUAUCUCACUUUGUAAUUAUCGUUGUUACCCUGUUAUUGUUGUUAUGUCU